GAGCCAAGUCUUGGAGGCGGCGCCGCAGGGGACGGAGGGACUGAGCCAGCGUAGUGCGCUGCAGCUUUCGCGUGGACGCCAGCGCCGAGGACACGAUGUCAGGCCUCUCCCGCCCGCUGCUUUGGGCCGCCACCUGCCUGGCCGCGCUCUGCGUCCUGUCCGUGGACUCGAACACCACCACCGUGACCCCGACCGGGACUGGAGCGCCGACUUUAACGCCCUCCAAGAUAGUGCCGACGUCGCUGAAGCCCUCCGCGUCGACCACCCCUCCAGCACUAGAAACGUGUGAGAGCCGUGACAGCUGUGCUUCCUGUUUUAAUAUUAGCAGUGGUAAUAUUACCUGCUUUUGGAUAGAAUGUAAAGAGAAGAGCUACUGUUCACAUAAUUCAACAGUUCAGUGUAGCGUGGUGAACAGCACAGGGUUCUGUUCUGUGCCCACUGCCACUCUGGUGCCAACCACAUCUACAGCUAAAACCACAACUCUGCCUACAACUUCUGCCACAGUUAUUACAUCAGGUGCGGCAAAUACCACUCUGACCCCAACCUCAUCACCUGGGCGGAAGUCUACCUUUGAUGCAGCCAGCUUCAUUGGAGGAAUCGUCCUUGUCCUGGGUGUGCAGGCUGUAAUUUUCUUUCUCUACAAAUUCUGCAAAUCUAAAGAACGAAAUUACCACACUCUGUAAACGGACCCAUUAACUUAACAAGGACCGGCGAUUCGUUUGCGUAACCCACUGAAACCAAAAUACUGUCUUCUUUGAAGAAGUCCCACGUGGAAGACACUAGUCCAGCAUCGUUCCAUUUCCAGAGGAUGCAUACAGGAUGUUACGGAGCAUCGUUCUUGAAGAAAACCAGUUAAACCAUUUGCUCAACAGGAAUAUUUACAAUAUUCUGCAUGAAUCCUUGUGGCUGUCUUCUUUUGUUUUCAAUGGCUGCUGCUGUGGGAUUAUGUUUCUUUCCUUGACAUGCCAAAUGUAACUUUCUGUAAGUGAUGGAAAAUGCUGUCCUGCAGACAGCCGCACGAGUCUUGGCAGGUUAGUCAUCUUAAAACCUCAGAGCUGCAUUAUUUUUAUCUAAACCCAAGGUAUAAUUUAGUGACCAGAAUUGAGAAGAGUGUGUGCCAAAUGAGCAUCAAUCAGGUGGAGUUUUGGUUAUAACUUCAGAAUAAAUGUAUACAUCUAGUAGAACUGAAUUGUAUCCUUAGACUCAAAAAUGUGCUUGAUAAGUUAUUUUUUUCUACAUUAGAAAUAAGAUGCCACACAGGGAAUUACAUUCCAGAUUAAAAGAAAUGCAUGGGAAGGAUACAAACCAUUGACGUCCAAGUAUAACAGGUUAUUGUUCAUGUACGUAAAGCACCUUAUAUCACUGAGAAAUAGAGAACAGUGCCUUACAAGACAGACUGGAAGGUAACUUAAAAUGUUUGUGAUGUCUUCGUUCACGUUAAGAAAGGUAAAUGGUCUGAGGAUGUAAUUGGAAAUGAGCAGUCGUAAACCUGCUUUUAGAUAUCAUACUAUUACUAUUUAAUUGAAACAUACCUACUUUGUUUCAGAGCUGAGAAAUUAAACUAAAGCAUAUUAUACAAAGUUGAAAACCUUCACAUACUGAAUCUCCCAAUAUUUGCCUUAGUGGCUAAUGGAAAGUAUGGAGCUAACAUGCAUUUAGUUUUAUUUUUCUUUACGCUUCAAAAAAGUAUCCCAACACUGUUGUUCCCUUGAAAGAAUUUCCAUCAGUCUUAAGAGAAGUCAGGCAAGAAAGAAAUCCGCUUCAGAAUUACUCUUUACAAGCGACAAUCAUUUUAAGUUUUCAGACAGCAAAUGUAACCAGUGUAAUUUCAGAACCCAUAAGGAUUUCUAGCUGAUCAGAUUGUAGAUUUUUUAAGGAUGGUGUCUCUGAAUGGAUAUACUGUUCUUUUUUUCUUCUCUCCCUUCUUGGUUUUGAUUCCUUUAAUGUAAUAGGGAUGCAUACUUUCAUUUCUGUAGUUUCUCGUAAAGUACUAGUUUUUUCAAGCGCCCCCCCCCCCCCGUUGUAGAGGGUAACUUCUCCCUUGCCUUUGACACAUUGGAUUAAUUCAGAGGCUUUACUUAGUUUAAAAUGGACUUUUGCUUUUCUAGGUUAUAAAGUUUCAUUGUGUUAGUUUCUUUAGCCUUUAGUGGCUGAGUUUAGCACUUGGUUUUUCGUAUUUUAUAGGAGGGAAUGACAGAUUGCUUUGGUUCGUUUCAUAAACUGAAACUCCUUGCAUUUAGAUAAUGAUAUUAAAGGUUCUUAAAUGAAGACUUACUGUUUCUUUUGUUACUUGCUGGUACAGCUGAAGUUUGUUUUACUUGCACAUUUGUACAUACACCUAAUGUUUUCAAGUGCCUUAAUUGUUUAAAAUCUCUGGCUUCAAAGGUUUUUGGGGAAAGGUAGGUUUACCUCACAUUUUUGUGUUUCCAUUAGUAGUAAUUUAGGUACCUCACAAAAUUUAUUAUGGUGCCAUGGCUGUUAGUUUUUAGUGAGUGCUACAAGAUUCAUUUGAAAAUAUGCAGAAUUUCCAUUCUUCCCAAGGUGGCAAAAUGAGCUACAGUGUAAUUGUCACUUACCUGAAUAUGAAUUCCUUGCCACACAUGGAGCAAAUUUUGUGACAACGUAACUUGAUUUGAGGCUUCUCCGAUUUUGAGCACUGCUCUGAGAACAAAAGCAGAACAUGAAAUUGCGUCGAGUUUGCAGGUCUACAAAUGAGCUCUUGUAACAGAACUCACAGCCUUUUCUCCCCCACCCCCCUUUAGCGAUGUGGUAUCUUGAGCCAUUAAUAAUUUUUGGGUUUUUUUUUAAUCCAGAAGGUAUGUAGAGACCUCUUCAGAUUUUUCAUCUGAUUUGUUCAUGCAGAUGUAGUUCUAUCAGAUACCUGAUUUUACCUUACAGAUGUUUGUUGCACAGGCGGACACUGCUGUAUUCAGAAAUUUCUAUUUUAGUUCAGUAAAAACUGCAAAACCAAUCUGUAUCAUGUACCAAACUGAUUUAAAAUAAAUCUACAUGUUUAUUGAAUUCA
Molecule: messenger RNA, 3025 nt
Organism: Lepus europaeus (European hare)
Lineage: Eukaryota; Metazoa; Chordata; Mammalia; Lagomorpha; Leporidae
Gene: CD164
Product: CD164 molecule
Exons: 6
Coding region: 96-683 (195 amino acids)
Cellular component (GO): endosome; lysosome
Source: RefSeq, a predicted model, not a curated record